This is a messenger RNA of Bipolaris victoriae FI3, 2499 nucleotides long. Its product is annotated as glycoside hydrolase family 3 protein. Gene Ontology annotation, molecular function: beta-glucosidase activity. The transcript has 6 exons. Gene Ontology annotation, biological process: glucan catabolic process. The coding region runs from base 1 to 2499 and encodes 832 amino acids. Lineage: Eukaryota; Fungi; Ascomycota; Dothideomycetes; Pleosporales; Pleosporaceae. The record is from RefSeq and is a predicted model, not a curated record.
AUGGCCUUUAUCUCCGCGACUCGGAUUUUGCUCGUACUAUCGUCUAUCUUCUCUCUCUCAUAUGCGCAAAUCCCAGAUGACCUGCCUAUUGACGAUGCCACGAGGCAGUAUCUUGAGUCUUUGCCCGCAGAAAGGCUAGCCAACAUCUUGAAAAUCUUCCAGCAAGCUCUUGACGGUCAGGUUCCCGCAAGACCCGAAGUGAUUGAAGCUCAAGAGCUCUAUUGGAGCUACAAUAGGAGUCCUCCUUUCUACCCAACCCCACAGGCCACAGGAUUAGGCGAUUGGGCCGAUGCUUAUCAGCAGGCAUCGGCAAUAGUUGACCAGAUGACUAUUGAAGAGAAGGUUUCCGUUGUCUCCGGACAAACAUCUACCACAAAUGGAUGCGUGGGCCAAAUACCCGGAGUUCCUCGUCUUGGAUUUCCUGGCAUCUGUGUAGUUGAUGGUCCGAACGGUCUUCAUGGCAUCGCCGCUGUGAACGGCUAUCCAUCUGGCAUCACUAUUGGUGCGACAUGGAACAAAACACUUGCCCUUGAACGUGGUCGAUUUAUGGGUCUGGAGUCCAAGGUGAAGGGGGUUAACAAUCUGCUUGGACCAACAGUUGGGCCCCUUAGCCGUGUAGUCAUGGGCGGCAGGAAUUGGGAAUCUUUUUCGGUGGACCCUUACCUUUGCGGCACCAUGGGUGCUCAAACCGUUUUGGGGAUGCAGGAGCACGUUAUUGCGACUGCAAAACACUUCAUUCUCAACGAGCAGGAGACUAACCGCAAUCCAAGCGCUUUUGGGCUUGGGAACGCGUCUGUAUCGGCUACUGUGGAUGACAAAACGAUACAUGAGCUGUACCUAUGGCCAUUUCAAGAUCUUGUCAAAGCUGGCGUAGGAUCUGUCAUGUGCUCGUACAACCGCAUUAACGGCUCUCAUGGUUGUCAAAAUAGUUACACCUUAAAUUAUCUGCUAAAGACUGAGCUCGCUUUUCAAGGUUAUGUUAUCAGCGACUACGGUGCGUUACACACCGGCAUUGCCGCUGCCAACGCAGGUAUGGAUGUUGUCACACCGUUUCAAGAAGUCUGGGGCAAAAAUCUCACAAUGGCAAUCUCAAAUCGCACAAUGGAUGCUAGUAGGCUCGAUGACAUGGUUAAACGCGUCGUUGCUCCCUGGAUAAAACUUGCGAAAUUUGAACCGGGUUCCGGACUUCCAGCAGAUCUUUCUAAGAAACAUGAGGUCGUGAGCGCAAUGAAUCCUCUGUCUCGAAGGAACACCUUUCAAGGCGCUGCCGAAGGCAUCGUUUUGGUGAAGAACCACAACCACACGCUACCCUUGAAAAAGCCAAAGAUCCUUACUCUUUACGGAUACGAUGCUCAUAUUCCUCUAAAGAACACUCCCGAAGGUCCUAACUCGAAGUACAGCCUAGGAUACCAGAGUGUCAAUGUCACCGAUGAAGAAAUGCAGGGCUUGUUCAUCGGCGUCGGAGACCUGCCUGGGGCCGCGCGAUCCGGCACGCUUCUCAGUGGAGGCGGUAGCGCCUCUAUCAUGCCUGCUCACGUCUCUUCACCCUUCGCGGCUUUCUCGGAAAGGGCGCUUGAGGAUAACACCUUUUUAUUUUGGGAUUUUGAAUCCCGGGAUCCCGUCUAUGCAAACGCCGGCUCUGACGCUUGCAUAGUUUUUAUCAAUGAAUUUGCCGCAGAGGGGCAGGAUAGAUCCACGCUUGCUGACCCUUGGUCAGAUAAGUUGGUGAUCAACGUUGCCUCUAAAUGCCCCAACACUAUUGUAUCUAUCCAUAACGCGGGCACGCGCUUGGUAGACCAAUGGAUCGAACAUCCAAAUAUCACCGCGGUUCUCUUUAGUCAUCUUCCUGGUCAGGAUUCAGGAAGCGCACUCGUAUCAGUCAUGUACGGCGACCAAGCUCCCUCCGGCCGUCUUCCUUACACCGUCGCUAAGAACGAGUCUGAAUACGGCGAUCUCCUCUCUCCUGUACGCGCCGACAAUACCUCUAACUAUUACACAUCCGCCAAUCUGACCGAAGGCGUCUACAUUGACUAUCGCCACUUCGAUGACCAUAACAUUACACCUCGUUUUGAGUUUGGCUUCGGCCUUACAUACACUACUUUUGAAUACGCCAGCCUUAGCAUCGCUCUUACUAAUCUCGGCGCAAAUGCCUCUGCUCUCCCACCAUCUGCGCCUGUGAGCCAAGGCGGUAUCGAGUCCCUCUGGGAUGUGCUAGUCGCUGUUAAAGCCGAAAUCACCAAUACAGGUCUCACUUCCGCGCCUGAAGUUGCUCAGCUGUAUCUUGGUAUUCCAGGCGCGCCAGCGAAGCAGUUACGCGGAUUCGAGAAGAUGCCGUUGGAGGCAGGCGAGAGCACGACUGUUUCCUUUGGCCUUACAAGAAGAGAUCUUAGUGUAUGGGAUACUGUGAAGCAGAGCUGGGUACUACAAAAAGGAAACUAUAUGAUUUAUAUUGGGGCGAGUAGUCGGGACAUAAGACUAAGUGGGAGCUUGACCAUCUGA